GUGCGGAAGACUCACAGUGCUGUGCGCAGGCUGAGGCUCGGGGUGAUGGUGCUACGGUGAGGAUGUCCCGCCGCAGUCCUCGUCUGGCCACCAACGACUAUUACCAGCACAACGACGACACCUCCAGCAGCAGCAGUGGCUCCGCCAAAUCCGGUGCUCCCUCUUACAAGGAGACUCCCGUCAGGUUGCACAAGAAAAGGUCAAACAGCAAGGGGCCGGGACCUGUACCUGGCGUUAAAGGUUCGCCGUCCAACAGUUCAGUCAACAGUCUGAGUAGCUACUUCAGCAACAUCAGCAACGCCUCCAAGCGCUCUCAGCACCUCGGCAGCUGCAGCGGCUGGCAGGAGCCCGUCGCAGUCGGAAGGCCGUCCAGCUUUGAGGACAGCUACAAAGACAAAGUAAACAGAGCAUCCGGCAGGAUGGGGAUACUGACAGCGCCUUCCACUUCUUCCAACAUCUACUUGUCAUCGACAUCUGGUUACUCCUCCCAGGAUGAGCUGCAGGGUUUGGCCUACUCUGAAUCAUUCUCUCCCCUUGCCAACCUGUGGGGCUGGAUCUCGCUGUUGUCUCCAGAAAAAGCUUUGCCCCUGGUGUACUGGUGGUUGGGCACAGCCUUGUACCAGUUAACAAUGGCUAUCUCCUUGAUCGAUGUCUUUACUCCUUUCAGGUACGUGAUCAGGGGAUCCACAGACUCCCUUCCUCCACCUGGUCAACUGAAGCAGAGUCACCCAUCCCUGCUGCCUCCUCCAUCUCCUCCCCACCUCUGUACUGAACACACCCUCCCACAGGACACCCAGUCACACUGAACCCCUGAUAAACUCACCACAGAACAGCCCACACUCACUGCUACAGGUAAACUCGCCGUAGAACAGCCCAUUCUCACUGUACCCAACAAUGCCUUACAACGCUUUCAGCAGCAGAGACCCAGAUUCCAUCCUGACUACGGGUGCUGUCUGUUCAGAGUUUCUACGUUCUCCCCAUGACCUGAGUCGGUUUUCCCCGGUACCUCCGGUUUCCUCCCACAUUCCAAAGACGUACAGGUUUGUAGGUUGUAGGUUGAU
Leucoraja erinaceus (little skate) is the source of this 1061-nucleotide messenger RNA. Its product is annotated as SUN domain-containing protein 2-like. Bases 63 to 806 code for a protein of 247 amino acids. NCBI's taxonomy places the organism in Eukaryota, Metazoa, Chordata, Chondrichthyes, Rajiformes, Rajidae. The transcript is spliced from 5 exons. The record is from RefSeq and is a predicted model, not a curated record.